AUGUCGGACACAGAACAAAAUCAACCGGUGUCGGUUGCCAAUGAAAAGUCGGAAAUAUUCCGAUUCAAUGCCAGCAUUAUCUCCUAUUUACACACUACAUUCGCCUAUUCCGCAUUUGUCGUGGCGGUUGGUGUAGGCUGUUACUUGCAUUACUACAAAAUUGUCCAGAAUGCCUCGUAUGGAUACCCCGAUGAAUGGUUCCCUAGUGUUUCUGCAACUAUUGGUGAUCGAUAUCCAGAACGGUCAAUUUUCCAAAUCUUGAUUGCAUUGACAGCCGGACCAAGAUUCUUAUUGUUGUUUUUCAAUUUCCUUUGUCUUUUCAAACAGAAUUCUUAUUUGCCUUAUGUGGGUUUACUUAGUGGGACCUUGAGAACAUUCACUGCUGGUGGAUGGAUGUAUAUUACAUCCACCGAUGAUCAUGAUGCCCAUGACGUGUUUAUGAUUAGUUACAUGGUGUUGACUAUUCCCUGGACCGUAUGCAUCACUUUAUUGUCGGAACGCAACUCCUUCCAACGUAAAGCCAGAUUCUACAGCGCCACGGCAUUCUUCCUGACUAUUGUUCCCUUGAUUUACUGGUUUAUCCAACACAAGGUCCAUAUUGUUGCUGGCGCAUAUUCAGUCUACGCGUACUUUGAAUGGGGGCUAAUCUUUUUGGAUAUUCUCUUUGACUCAUGGUCGGCAAUUGACUUCAGCAAAGUCGACAUUGUUCUUAGUGGUCUGGCAAAAAAAAAGCCUAUUGAAAAGCCAGUAGUCAAAACCAAGUCGAUUGGCGAUGAGUUUACUGUUUUUGAACUCUUGGCUAAUCUUGGGAAUUCGUUUGUUUUUUGGUCAGUCUCGACCUCGAUCUUUUUAUGUGUCUGGUAUUUCCCAUUAUGGCACAUGGGACUCUCAGGUUAUGAAGCUGUUAUUACUUGUUACUUUUUAUCACCAUUGUUAUUGAUUUUACCAUUUGUUAGACGUUUUUUUACAAAGUUUACAUAUAUCACUCGUGUUUUGACGGUUGUUUUAGGCGUGGGUGCAUUUAAAGUCCCUGAUCCUGAACAAAGAUUAUUGGUGAUUACUGCAGGGACAUCAUUCGCGGUAAUUUCGCUUAUUAUUGAACUAGGUAUCUUGGCUGAUCAACCUAAGAAAUUGCAUUCUUAUAUUAUUACUGUUUUAUUAGGAUUAUUAGCCACUUCCAUUUCCAAAUACUUGAAUUUUUCAAAUAAUCCAAUCUGGCCAAUCAUGCAUAAUGAGAAUGGCGGGUAUAACAACAUUGGACUCUUCCUAGGCUUGCUCGCGGCUUUCUUUACUCCUGGACCCUCGUUUAAAACUGAGGACAGCGAAAAGAAGAAACCAGUGGCUAGAACCGGUGGAUCUAUUCUCCUUGCUUCAUUAGGAUUUGGUGGGUAUUUCUUUGCUAUUCAAUCAUAUCUUUCUGAUUCAGGGACAUUGGCUACAUGGAGUUGGAAUGGGUUCCCCAUUACUGGACCUACCCCAAUCACAGGUGGACCUUUACAAUUUGCCACAAUUAUAAUUGCCUUAUUCAUCACGGCUAAGUAUCACCCUAAUGUAUUUAGCGGAUUAGGCUACAACUUAGUUGUCGGAGGGGGUAGUGCCGUUGUAUUGUAUUUGUUUGAAGGGUGGUUGGGGUAUGCUGGAUCGCUUGUGUAUUCAUUCUACUUGGUCUCAAUAGGACCUAUAAUCUGGCAAGGCAUUGUAGGGUAUAAUAUUGCUGGCGCGUUUUUCCUUGCGUUUUUCGUGGAUAUAAUAAUCUCAUUGGGAAGUGUGUGGAUUGUCGCCUAUGCCUUUGUUCCUGGAGGUCCGUUGUUACGUGAACGUACUGAUAUUAUCUUGUUUAGCUCGUUUGUCCUGAUUUUAGCUGGUGUGGCCAAUUUCAAUUUACGCAAGGGCACAAUUAUCAAGACUACGUUUAUCAGCGGUACUUUCUUGAAACAAACAGCCACAAUUUUAACAGUGUGCACUGCAAUUGUUCUUGCUGCAUUUAUCAAGAGAUAUCCUACCUCGGCACCUGUUCCAUACCAUGCCGAUGCCCAGAGCUUCAAUGCAGGGAUCUGGUGUGUUCAUUUCGGGUUAGAUAACGACAUGUGGUCGCUGGAAACUAGAAUGAGAGAUUUGAUUCGUGAUGCCGAGCUCGACAUUAUUGGACUUCUUGAAAGUGACACCCAGAGACUUAUUGGUGGAAAUCGGGAUUUCACCCAGAAGAUUGCUGAGGAUUUGGGAAUGUAUGUCGAUUAUGGUCCUGGACCCAACAAGCAUACUUGGGGAGCUGCCCUUUUGUCAAAGUUCCCUAUUAUUGAAAGCAGACACCAUUUGAUGCCUUCUCCUGUGGGUGAAUUGGCACCUGCCAUUUUUGCCACUUUGGACAUAUAUGGUGAAUUGGUUGAUGUCAUUGUGUUCCAUCUGGGACAAGAAGAAGACGUAGAGGAUAGAAGAUUGCAGACUCAGGGAGUCACUGAAUUAAUGGGCAAUUCCACCCGGCCAUUGGUGUUGUUGAGUUAUUUGGUAACUGAGCCGCUCAAGGGCAAUUACAAUACGUAUGUCAGUGAACAAAGUCGGAUGUAUGAUAUCGAUAAUACCGAUUGGGACAGAUGGUGUGAGUACAUUUUGUUUAGAGGGGUUAAAAAAGUGGCCUAUGCGAGAAUUUCCAGAAGUACAAUCACCGAUACCGAAUUGCAAGUUGCUAAGUUUAAGUUGAUGACUGAUGAAGAGAAGCGAGAUGAUGAUCUCGGGUUCUACUAUGGUAAUAAUUACAUCAACGAGGAGCAAGUUGAUGAAAACUUAAGAAUGCCUCGCAUGUUUAGAGGUGAAGGGGUUAGAGGACAUAGAUACCAUGUGUUUGAUGAGCCUAGAUACUUUGCUCAACACAAAUCACAGAUUGUGAAGGAUGAACCGGUUGAAGAAGCACAUGAAGAACAAAGUCAAAAUCACGAAGAACGUCAAAAUAACGAAGAUUAAUUAGAUUUAUGUAAACUUUUGGAAUAAAUACGUAAUUUUAUAAACUAUUUUACGAUGAACCUAACAAAGCUUCGGCUUCAUCUCCAUCUCCAUUUCCACCUCCGUUGUUAUUUGGUUGGCUCUCAAGUUCAUGCUCGUGCUGCUGUUCUUGUUGGUUUCUCAUUUCAUAUAGUCUAAUCUUCUUCUUGAUUCUCUUGAUCUGCCAUUUGACAGGAACAAGAGGAACAACACCGUGUCUUUCUUCAUACAACUUGACUUCCAACCAUACAAUAACAAACAACCAAUACAAGCAAUAGCUAAUGACACUACCGUAGGUGGCAGAAUUAGUCCAACCAACAAGAGCAUUAGCCACCAUCCACCACCCGUCUUUCAACCCAUUACAACAAUUGACAUGCCAUACACUAGUGGCGACAUCAUAACUACCAGGACCACUUCCAGUUUCACUAACGUCCAAUCCACCACAAGCACGUACAUACUUUUCCAAUUCCAAGAACCAGACGCCUCGUGACAUUAAUCCGGCCGACACGGUGUAAAGGAAGCAUGUCAGGAAGAUAAGGAAAUAUUGAAGGGAGAGUUUGUUCCCGCCUCGAUAGAGAGUGUACCCGAUGAUCAGACCGAGUGUGAUUCCCGAUAUGAUGGCAAGUGGAAGAGAUGUUGGUGGUUGCGACAUACCGAUUCCCCCUACGAAAACCACGGCUUCAAGACCUUCACGAAGCGUGGUGACUAAUGGAAGUAUGGCAAGAAAGUAACGUUUUGUGAAUGAUUGUCUGUGGGUGUGGGAUCUGGUGCUAGCCUGUUCUAAGGCUCUGCUGGUACCUGUUAAUGGAACCUCUUCGGAUUCUGUGCUUGAUCUAGUUCCUCCAUAAUUGACGUUUUCAGCUAUGCUAUCUUCUUCAAUAUCGUCAUCACCCAACUUGGCAAUCUCCUCUUCGCCUUCUUCACUGAUAUCAUUAUUGUAUGCAUCACCUAAUUUGAUCCACCACUUGAUCUUCAUGACUUUGUUAAUCCGGAGUAAACUAAUCCCCAUGAUGGUAAUAAUUAUACUAGACAAGAGGGAAAAUACACCUUCCCAUACUCGUUCGGUAUAUGACCAGUAGUCCUUACCGAUAAAGUAGAAACUAAUAAUGAAAAUUAACCCAAUGAUGAAACAAACGACUAGUCCAAGAAUAGCACCGAUCCAUACUUGGAGUUUCAACUUGCGUUGCACUUUUUGCAAAUGGGUAUGGGCAGCAUGCUGUUCGGGCGAUGAGUCCUCGGUGAGUUCUGGUUGUUUGUGGGAACGUUGGUUUAUGAACGACAAGAGAACCGAGAUGAUGAUAGCGGUCUCCAAUGUCUCUCUCAAGAUGAUAAAGAAGAUCUGAAUUGAAAAGUACUGUUCAAAUUCGAUCAUCUUUUGCAGUUGUUGUUGAAGAAGAGGCUUAUUGGCUACUUCG
This is a messenger RNA of Spathaspora passalidarum NRRL Y-27907, 4391 nucleotides long. It is a transcript of the gene CWH43, whose product is annotated as Cwh43p. The record is from RefSeq and is a predicted model, not a curated record. Gene Ontology annotation, cellular component: endoplasmic reticulum. Bases 1 to 2958 code for a protein of 985 amino acids. Gene Ontology annotation, biological process: fungal-type cell wall organization; GPI anchor biosynthetic process. The transcript is spliced from 2 exons. NCBI's taxonomy places the organism in Eukaryota, Fungi, Ascomycota, Pichiomycetes, Serinales, Debaryomycetaceae.